AGCGGGAAAUUAUUUGUCCAGUACAUGUUUUGUAGUAUAGUUGGUGUAGUCGAUAAUAAAGUUCUAAGAAAACUAGUGAAUAAAAUUUUCAGAAAUCAAAAUAGAAUUAUGUUGCUCUCUAAUUGCAGUAGUUGUUUAACAAUCUUUUGUGUAGUUGUAAUAGCGUUUAGUCGAUCGAACGCAUGUGAUCAUAACAAAGAUCCAGUAGCUUGUUUAAAAAUUAAGGCGAUUGCUGCUCUAGAUAGGGUGUCUCGUACAGAUAAUAUACCAUUAAUGGAUUCAUUAAGCCUAAUAAGACGAGAAGAUAGCCAUUUGGAUAGAUCCGGUAAAGCUAUUACUGAAAAUGAUCUAGAAGCUGUAGUAAAACAAACGGAAGAUCAUGAAGCAAAACAUGAAAAGCUCAAUCAGAUGUUUUACGAUUCCGUUGCUCAAGUUAUCAACAGCUAUGUAGUUAAAAUUGGAUUCCCCAAUUUGACUUCAGAACAAUUAAGAUCAUCAAUAGAAGAAGGUCGAGGAAAAAUGAAGAAAACUAUGGGAAUGAUGAUGACUGGAAUUGCUAUGAAAGCUAUGAUGGUGAUUCCAUUAGCUCUUGGAUUAUUGUUCUUAAUGGCUGGUAAAGCGAUGAUUAUCAGUAAAAUUGCACUCAUUCUAUCAUUAAUAAUUACACUAAAAAAACUUCUGAGCAAAUCUUCAGAGCAUGUUGUUCAUGAUGCUCAUUCAACCGCAGGAUGGGCAACAGGUGGUUCCGCAGGAGGUUAUGGCAGUGGAUGGGACAAACGGUCAUCAUCUAUUGCAAAUCAAAUGGCUUAUAAUUCUUACAAGUCUUAGAAAUGACAUUUUUAAAAAAAAUUAAUUAAUUAUUAUGUAUUUGUAUAUAAAUUUUACUUUUAUAUAAGUGUUUUAAGUAAAUUAUUAUUUAUUAAAUUCUGAAAUUCUUGUAAUGUUAUAAGAUUUGUAAACAUUAAAUAAUUUAAGAACU
Daktulosphaira vitifoliae (grape phylloxera) is the source of this 979-nucleotide messenger RNA. RefSeq lists its product as uncharacterized. The transcript has 2 exons. Lineage: Eukaryota; Metazoa; Arthropoda; Insecta; Hemiptera; Phylloxeridae. The record is from RefSeq and is a predicted model, not a curated record. The coding region runs from base 25 to 828 and encodes 267 amino acids.